Molecule: messenger RNA, 639 nt
Organism: Telopea speciosissima
Lineage: Eukaryota; Viridiplantae; Streptophyta; Magnoliopsida; Proteales; Proteaceae
Product: AP-4 complex subunit sigma-like
Exons: 4
Coding region: 50-481 (143 amino acids)
Biological process (GO): vesicle-mediated transport; protein transport
Cellular component (GO): intracellular membrane-bounded organelle
Source: RefSeq, a predicted model, not a curated record
GUUUCUGUUGCUGAGAGGCGCAAGCUCUGGAAACAGGGAAGGGAAUUAGAUGGGGAUCAGAUUCAUACUGCUUGUGAACAAGCAGGGCCAAACCCGCCUUGCCCAGUACUACGAGUACCUCACCCUCGAUCAGAGAAGAGCUCUCGAGGGUGAAAUCGUCCGCAAAUGCCUUGCCCGUAACGAGCAACAGUGUUCAUUUGUCGAGCAUCGGAACUACAAAAUUGUCUACAGGCGCUAUGCAUCACUGUUUUUCUUGGUUGGGGUUGACAACGAUGAGAAUGAGUUAGCUAUAUUGGAAUUCAUUCAUCUGAUUGUGGAAACUAUGGAUCGCCAUUUUGGCAAUGUGUGCGAACUGGACAUAAUGUUGCAUCUGGAGAAGGCACAUUUCAUGUUGGAAGAAAUGGUCAUGAAUGGGUGUAUUGUCGAGACAAGCAAGUCGAACAUUCUGGCUCCAAUUCAAUUGAUGGACAGAACUUCCUAGCUAUUUCAAUCAAGUCACAACUGACUCUUAUGUAUCAAAUUUGGGCUACUACAUGGCAUUUUCUUUUACCCCUUCUCAUUGUUGUUGAUGGUGAACAGUGAUAUAUUUGUUUGCACGACAUAUGCUGUAUCAUAAGCAAGGCAAAACCUUCUUACUUA